GGAUGACAGAUCUACACCCCGCGAUCGCCCUCAUCUCGACAUUCCCUCACGUCUCACCAUCCAUCAAUCCACAACAGUCGAUUCACCCAAAAUGGCACGAACACCAGUUUCUACAAAGAAGGCCCCCGCUGUGCCGCAAAGCUUGAUGAACCAGGCCAUCAUCGCCAAUGGCUUCGUCUUCACAUCCGGCGGCGUUGCAAUGGACCCCAAGACGGGCAAGAUUAUUGACGGCGACAUCGAAGCUCACACACGCCAAAUCAUUUCUAACCUCGGCGCCAUUCUUGAGGAAGCUGGUUCGAGCCUGAAUGAUGUGAUUGAGGUCAACAUUUACUUGUCUGAUAUGAAGUACUACGCCAAGAUGAACGAGGUCUAUGCUGAGUAUUGGGGUGAUGUCAAACCUGCUAGAACAUGUGUUGCUGUCAAGAGUCUUCCGAUGAACGCCAAUAUUGAGAUCAAGUGUGUUGGAGUCGUUACCAAGCCCAAGUCAAAGCUGUGAAGGAGGAAGCCGCUGCUUGGAGACCGCCUCUGGCUGUAGGUACAGGCUCGCGAUGAUGUUCCAUAACUCGUAGUUUUUAGGUACAGCCUCUAUGACACUUGACUUGCAAGACCAUGUUUUCUCGGGUCAAUUCGUUAGAUCUUGUGUAUUCUACCCAUUCUACAAGCAUACCGAUUCCGUGAGUAGGCGGCUUCUCCAUGCUAUGAUGUUGUUCAGGCACGCAAAGGAAACGAGUGAAUCCUUCUCACACUGAAAGCUCAGGCGUGGUUUGUGAUGAGGACAGACUCUCUCCUGGGUGCGGGUGAUGCUGGCUAUAUAGAACCAACU
Messenger RNA from Fusarium verticillioides 7600, 823 nucleotides. RefSeq names its product endoribonuclease L-PSP. Gene Ontology annotation, molecular function: deaminase activity. The coding region runs from base 92 to 496 and encodes 134 amino acids. The transcript has 3 exons. The record is from RefSeq and is a predicted model, not a curated record. Gene Ontology annotation, cellular component: mitochondrion; cytosol. NCBI's taxonomy places the organism in Eukaryota, Fungi, Ascomycota, Sordariomycetes, Hypocreales, Nectriaceae.